Molecule: messenger RNA, 951 nt
Organism: Dictyostelium discoideum AX4
Lineage: Eukaryota; Evosea; Eumycetozoa; Dictyosteliales; Dictyosteliaceae
Product: small MutS related family protein
Exons: 2
Coding region: 1-951 (316 amino acids)
Molecular function (GO): nucleic acid binding; RNA binding
Source: RefSeq, a predicted model, not a curated record
AUGGGUGCAAUUUGUGGUAAAGAAAAGUCAGCAUCAAAAAAGGUGAAACCAAGUCAAGCACCACAACAACAACCAUCAUCAACUACAGUUGCAGCAGCUAGACAAGCACCAGCAAAAGCAGCAGUUCAACAACCACAACAACCACAACAACAACAACAACAACCAAAAUCAGCAGCAGCAGCACAAAAGGAACCAAUUCAAACAGCUCAACAAACUGGUUCAUCAGGAAGUAAGAGUAAAACAAUAAAUGUUGAUAAGGAAUUACAUAAAUAUAUCAUUGGUACAAAAGGAUCAACAAUUAAACAAAUUAAAGAAGAUACCAAUUGUGAUGUUGAAAUACCAGAGAAUGGUGAAACAAUUACAGUUAGAGGAUCAUCUGAUUCAGAUUGUCAAAGAGCAAUCGAUAUGAUCAACAAGAUUAAAGGUGAACAUAAAACUCAAUCACAAAAAGAUAAAGAACACAGUGAUAUGAAGGAUGAUCAUGAAAAAGAACAUCAACGUACUGAAGAAUUAUAUAAAAAAGGUCAAGAAAAAGUUGAUAGAAUCGCAAAGGAAAGAGAUGAUUUACAUAAACAAGCUGAUAAGGCAUUCGAAUCUGGUGAUAAAUCUUUAGGUCAUCAAUUAAGAGAACAAGCAAAAGCUAAAACUCAAGAAUUAGAAAAAGCUUCAAAAGAAGCUUCAAAAUCUGUUUUCAUAGCUAAGAAUGCCAAAAAUGAUAAAUUCACAGUUGAUCUUCAUGGUUUACAUGCUAAUGAUGCAAUUGAACUUUUAGUUGAACAUUUGGAUGGAAUUAAAUCCAACAAAGGUAAAGAAUUUACAAUCAUCACUGGUGCUGGUAAUCACUCUGAUGCAAAUGGACCAAAGAUUAAACCAAUGGUUCAUAAACUUAUGAAAGAGAAAGGUUACACUUAUAGUGAAGUUAAUAAUGGUUCAAUUGUUUGUACUCUUUAA